Diospyros lotus (date-plum) is the source of this 1656-nucleotide messenger RNA. Its product is annotated as 26S proteasome regulatory subunit 6A homolog. Gene Ontology annotation, cellular component: proteasome regulatory particle, base subcomplex. The transcript has 10 exons. Gene Ontology annotation, biological process: proteasome-mediated ubiquitin-dependent protein catabolic process. Gene Ontology annotation, molecular function: ATP hydrolysis activity; proteasome-activating activity; ATP binding. The record is from RefSeq and is a predicted model, not a curated record. The coding region runs from base 76 to 1347 and encodes 423 amino acids. Lineage: Eukaryota; Viridiplantae; Streptophyta; Magnoliopsida; Ericales; Ebenaceae.
CUUUUCGGCUCUAACCCUCUCCUCGCUCUCGCUCUCUCUCUCUCUCUGAUAUCUUAUUCCUCUCUCUAAGGUGCGAUGGCGUCUCCGAUGUUGGAGGACAGUAGCUUCGAAGAAGACCAGCUGGCUUCGAUGUCGACCGAGGACAUCGUUAGGGCUUCCAGGCUCCUCGACAACGAGAUUCGAAUUCUCAAGGAAGAGCUGCAGAGAACGAAUCUUGAACUGGACUCGUUCAAGGAAAAGAUAAAGGAGAACCAAGAGAAGAUCAAACUCAACAAGCAGCUUCCCUAUUUGGUUGGUAACAUCGUUGAGAUUUUGGAAAUGAACCCAGAAGAUGAGGCUGAGGAAGAUGGUGCAAAUAUUGAUCUCGACUCUCAAAGGAAGGGUAAAUGUGUUGUAUUGAAGACAUCAACACGCCAGACUAUCUUCCUGCCUGUGGUUGGUCUUGUUGAUCCUGAUAAGCUAAAGCCUGGGGAUUUGGUUGGGGUGAACAAAGACAGUUACUUGAUCUUGGAUACCUUGCCAUCUGAAUAUGAUUCUCGAGUUAAGGCUAUGGAGGUUGAUGAAAAGCCAACUGAAGACUACAAUGAUAUUGGAGGGCUUGAGAAACAAAUCCAAGAACUUGUUGAAGCUAUUGUUUUGCCUAUGACACACAAAGAGCGGUUUCAGAGGUUAGGGAUUCGCCCACCCAAAGGAGUGCUUUUAUAUGGACCUCCUGGCACUGGGAAAACUCUAAUGGCUCGUGCCUGUGCAGCCCAAACUAAUGCUACUUUCUUGAAGUUGGCAGGCCCCCAACUUGUCCAGAUGUUCAUUGGGGAUGGAGCAAAACUUGUCCGUGAUGCUUUUCAACUUGCAAAGGAGAAAUCUCCUUGCAUCAUCUUCAUAGAUGAAAUUGAUGCUAUUGGCACAAAGCGGUUUGACAGUGAAGUUAGCGGGGAUAGGGAAGUUCAACGUACAAUGUUAGAAUUGCUUAAUCAGCUUGAUGGCUUUAGUAGUGAUGAGCGGAUAAAGGUGAUAGCAGCAACUAAUAGAGCUGAUAUUUUAGAUCCUGCACUCAUGCGUUCUGGUCGAUUAGAUCGUAAAAUUGAGUUUCCACAUCCCACUGAAGAAGCGAGAGCUAGAAUCUUGCAGAUCCACUCUAGAAAGAUGAAUGUUCACCCGGAUGUCAACUUUGAAGAGUUGGCUCGAUCUACUGAUGAUUUCAAUGGGGCACAACUGAAAGCUGUAUGUGUGGAGGCAGGCAUGCUUGCUUUGCGACGUGAUGCUACUGAGGUGAACCAUGAGGACUUCAAUGAAGGCAUCAUCCAAGUUCAAGCCAAAAAGAAAUCAAGCCUGAAUUACUACGCUUAGAUUUAGAUUGUGGCUGAAGGGGUGUUGAAGAGGAAAGCAUGUUUCAGGGUUUAAAUUGCUUCAGAUAACUCCAAAGCAAGAAGUGGCCGUGCAAAAUCUCUGGAUUCCAGGAAGUAGUGUCUUCUUAGAAGCCUAAAUUAUUAGAACCUGGUGCAUAACGAGUUAUUGUGAGUUUAACAUGAUAUUCAUGUUCCUUAUGGAACUGGUGCCAGAUGGCUGGCCGGCCCGGCUGUUAUGUGCAGUCCGAAAUACUAGAUGGUAAUUUGGGGUGUACUAAUGUUGGCUUUACCUAAUUAGUAUUUGAUGUCA